Molecule: messenger RNA, 2467 nt
Organism: Sitophilus oryzae (rice weevil)
Lineage: Eukaryota; Metazoa; Arthropoda; Insecta; Coleoptera; Curculionidae
Gene: Tmx3
Product: protein disulfide-isomerase TMX3
Exons: 8
Coding region: 211-1497 (428 amino acids)
Biological process (GO): peptidyl-cysteine oxidation
Cellular component (GO): endoplasmic reticulum
Molecular function (GO): protein disulfide isomerase activity
Source: RefSeq, a predicted model, not a curated record
UUUAAAAAUUAAAAAUCUGACAACUGUCUGACAAGUAUAAAUAUUAACAUGAUAUAAAUAUUGUAAAUGAAGAGCCUUUUAAACAAUUUCUUUAUUAAAUUUGUAUAUUUUUGAUCCCAUAUGAAGAAGUAGUGGCUACUUCUUAUCUUAAUUAUAUUUCAAAAUUUACAGUUUAUUUUGUCUUCCUUGAAGAACAAAACGAUAGAAGAAAUGAACUUGCAUACUUCUGUUUUCUUCUAUAUCAUUUAUGUACAAGGCAUUCUCACGUCUAGAGUCUUGGAAUUAACAGACAGAUUUCCAGAAAUUCGCAAAGAUGGUGGGAUGUGGUUAGUUCAGUUUUAUGCACCUUGGUGUGGGCACUGUAAAAAACUCGAACCUAUUUGGAUGCAUGUGGCUCAAGCACUCGCUAAAACAAAUAUUAGGGUAGGAAAAGUUGAUGUUACAAGGUUCCCUUCAGUUGCCAAUGAAUUUAAAGCAUAUGGAACACCAACAAUAAAAUUUCUAAAACCGGACUCUGAGCAUACAUUUUAUGGUGAUCGUUCUAAGGAUGUUUUAGUAAACUAUGCUAUUAGAAUGUCACUCCCGCCUGUACAGGAAAUUACCAAGUCGGAUGUAUUAAAUAAUCUAAAAAACGAGAAUCAGUUAUUUUUCAUGUACAUUGGAAAAAGAGAAGGGCCUUUAUGGGAUGUUUAUUAUACCACUGCUGUUUAUAUGCAACCAUAUGUGUAUUUUUAUUGUUCAAGUGAAGAUGUUGCUAAACAACAUGUUAAUAUUCAUGAAUUACCAGCUGUAUUUGUUCACAAAGAGGGAGUACAUUAUUUUUAUCCAGUUGAGGAAGGUAAUGGAGAAGAGGAAGUCAUCCAUUUGAACAAAACAUUAUAUAAAUGGGUAAAUGAAGAACGUUUUGAAACAUUUCCAAAAAUUACAUCCGAUAACAUUAAUGAGUAUAUGCAAACUAAAAAAUACUUGGUGUUGGUUAUUGUGGAAGAAAAUAAAAUUAAUGAAAUUCCACCUGAUAUGUUAGAAUUUAGAAGUAAAGUAGAAAAUUUAAUUCGGAAUAAAAGAGAUGUCUACCAUAAAUAUUUUCAAUUUGGAUGGAUGGGAAAUCCAUCUGUAGCCAACAGCAUUGCAAUGGUCAGAUUACCUCUACCAUAUCUAUUGGUUUUUAACUCUAGUACUUACCACCAUCAUAUACCAGAUGAUGAUCCUGUACAAAUGACUAGUCAGGCAAUUGAAGUGUUUCUAGAAAGAAUUAUAAAUAGCACAUCGCCAGCUUAUGGCGGAAAUACUAUUGCUGUAAAUACAGUUAGAAAAAUUCUAAAUAUAAAGAGAGAAUUGGAAGAUAUGUGGCAAGGAAAUCCUGUAAUGGUUAUCUCUGUAGUUACUUUGCCUUCUCUAUUUUUCAUGUUGAUAGUAUACACAUGUUGUUGUUCUGAUCUUUUAGAUGCAGAGGAGGAGGAUGAAGAAGAGCUCUUAUACCAUGAGAAAAAUGAAUAAACAUCGUUGAAUUAAGAAUAAACAAGAUAUCUAGUCAUUAGUUGUUAAGUAGUAUUUUAUUAUUAUGAAACUAUAUAUUAGGAUCAAUAUUGUGUUAAACAAAUUCAUUUAAUUAGUUUUAUCCAAUAAAAAUUAAAGCAAUAAUUCCAUAGCUAGAUUAGCAAGUAUGGAUAUCUUAAUUUUUGACCAUGUAAGCCUUCUUUGGUACAUCCCAUAAAUGAAAAUCUUUGGAAGAAGCAAUAAAACAAGAGAAAAUGAAUCUAUUAGAUUCAUGAUAAACCACAAUUCUACAAUUCACUUCUAUAAAUGACACCAAGUAGAUGGAAUUUAUUAAUAAAGUUCGCUAGUGGAAUUUUAGUACCUACUAAUUUCAAAAUCAAGUGCCAUAUUAAACCUAGGAUUUAAAAAAUCAAUAUAAACCAUCAGACUUUUAAUCCAAUCUACUGUUCCUUUUUCAUAUAAUGAUAAUUUGGAAUUCAAGCCAAAGAAACAAUGAUUUAAAUUAUGAAUACUAGCACUCAUUGAGAGACUUUGUGUUUAUAAAUGGUUUUGCAAACAUUUAGAAGAAUAUAGAGAAUAUCUUUAUAGAAAGUAAAACAUAUUACUUCUAAAUCUGGGUAUUAAUUUAUUAUAAUUUUAUUUAUUUUAUAUUUAUUAUUAAUAAAAAAUUCAUAGUGCUUUUUUGUUUUUUUUUCUUAAUUCUCUAAAUGAAAAAAAAACGGCGUCAAGUGCGCAAGAAAUGAUUAUUAAUAACAUCCCGCAUAUAAUAUUAGAAAUAAAAUUAAUGAUCAUUUCCAAGUGAACACUGACUUGCUUUUUUUUCAAAUCAAAUGGUAAAACUUGUUACAAUAACUUGAAUCGGAAAACUAAAUAUUCUAAUAAUUUUCAGUAAAACAUUGAAGUAACUUCUGUCUUUCAUAUACAUACAUUUAAAAUUCAAUAUUUUUACCAUCUACAUAUAAGAGUAUUA